Messenger RNA from Trichoderma reesei QM6a, 1122 nucleotides. RefSeq lists its product as uncharacterized. The record is from RefSeq and is a predicted model, not a curated record. NCBI's taxonomy places the organism in Eukaryota, Fungi, Ascomycota, Sordariomycetes, Hypocreales, Hypocreaceae. The coding region runs from base 1 to 1122 and encodes 373 amino acids. The transcript is spliced from 2 exons.
AUGAGGCUGGGCUCGGUACCAACUACAACCAAUCUACAGCCAUUUCAGACACCUCUCCUAAAUCAGAAAUCCGAUACCUUCCACACGACCAAGCCCAGCAUGCGCUCCAUUCUCGCCUAUGUACUGGCCCUCUUGGGCUCCAGCACGACCCUCGAAGAGCCGGUCGGCGUUCCAGGCCUUGUCCUCACCGCCGAAUACCAAAAUGAGGUGUUCAACCGAUCCGCAUCCUUUCACCCAAACUUCAGCUUGAACACUCCCGCAGGGAUCCAAGCCAACGGCCAGCUGGUCGUUCCCGACGUCGACCUCUUCUUUGGCGGAACAACAGGCCUAGGCAGGGCAGCUUUUAUUCAGGCCUUGGCUUUCGAUCCCUCUGGCGGCCUUCGAGCCCAAUUUCUCGACAGGGUUAUCAUCGUCGAGGGCAACAUCGCGAUGCUCUUGAGCGCCAACAGAAUCACCUCAAAUAGCUCCGAUGCUCACAUCGAGACUUCUCUGGCUGAGACUAUGAUUUUCGACAAGGAGCCUCUGUUGACGCGCAUUGUCAGCAUCAGCGAGGGAGGACUUGCGGCCGCCCAAGGAGCCGGUCAGGUCGCCGCACCGCCUCUCCAAGACAUUGUUCUCAACCCCAUUGCCAACAAGACGUCCGACUUCACCUUUAAGAUCAAGGAAAAGGCCGCGCAAUUCGUCACCAACUUCAACAGCGGAAACGCUUCCGCCAACGGCCUCCUCGCCACGGACGAUGUCACCGUUGUUUCUGACGGCCGCAACUCGACCGGCCGUGCCUCGCUUGUCAAUCUCUUUACACGAUAUAAUACUUCCGUUCCGGACUUGCUCCUUCAUGACGAGUUUGUGAUUGCUCAAGGCAACUGGGCUGCCACUGAAUACAUCUUCCAGGGGACGCGGAACGGCACCUUUACCAUGGUUAACGGAACGAGGAUCGCGCCUAACAGGGCUCAAUAUCGGGCUCGUGGAAUGCGCUUCAUGAGAUUCAAUGACGAAGGUCUGGUUGAUUUGUUCUGGCAGGUUGCUGAUAACGAUGCUUUUGUCAACCCUUUGAGUUUGUUGAAUCCUCUUGCGACUUUGAAUACUGUUGCGCCUGACUGCAUUGCUCAGCUGCCACGAUAG